Molecule: messenger RNA, 1389 nt
Organism: Chara braunii
Lineage: Eukaryota; Viridiplantae; Streptophyta; Charophyceae; Charales; Characeae
Source: the annotation of a GenBank genome assembly
CGCGAACUUACAACCAUAUUCGAAACCCACCCAGUUCCUGAUCAAUGUCAUCCACCCUUCGAUGACAACCCUGAUCGGUCAAAAGGUCGUCGAGGGGCUAUUCCCCCUAAUCACGGAAACCCUCCUCUUCAAUGACUGGGCCGACCUUGCCUGGUCCUAUGAGCAUGAAAAGCAUCGUGUGGACCUCAUCUUGGAAGGCCACAUAGCUAAAGCAGAAGAGAAGAAAAGGAACUUGAUCAAGGAAAGCGAGGGGAUAUUGGGGAGAACCACUAGAUUGGAAGAGACCCUCAAGAAGAUUUGGGAAGUCGGCGGGGAUCUUGAGGUUACGGACACUAAAACGGGAGGGGACGAGUAUGACCAAGCGCUCAUGGGGAUAAUGGGGGAGGCGGAGGAGGAGUUGAGGCAGCUCUUGGAUAACCAACCUCUGCCCCCUCCUCCACCUGAGGGAGUGGGGCAUGGAGCGGAUCGGAACAGGAGCAACGAUUUCGUUCCCAUUGGCUCUGCGCAGUGGCUCGAGGGUACGGUACGGCGGCAGCAGGAUAGGGGAUGGGUAGGAAGUGGUUUUAACAACCUGGCCCCGAUUAAUAUCAAGGGCUGGAAAUUCCUAGCUGACCUUUCGAAGAGUGAAGUUGAGGAAUGCCGAAGGAAGGCGCUAGCGGGGACGCUGGACUAUGCUAAUGCUACCCCGCACUCCGGCGGCAAGCUCUCCUUCCUCACCCUGAGUGUGCUGGACCCCACCAGAUGUGUGUUUGCUAACCCUGUGGUUAUGCAGAAAAUGAUCCCAUCAUCCCUUAGCCUGGACCUAAGGAAUCUCCGCAGGGUGUGGAAUGCGGGUCGCCCAUACCUCAAGUGCAGAUGCGGAUACAAAAACUCCCGCACCUGUAACGGUGGACCGAUCUGGUUCGAUCAAGCGAUCUGGUAUUUAAUGGCCAAACCGGAGAUUGUGAAACCAGAGGCGGGAUCAAACCGGGUCAGGAUCGCGUUCCUUCUCCACCACCUGCUCAACUCCUGGAGGGAGCUUGCUAAAGCUUCCGUUACUUUUAUCUGGAUGAGGGAGAUGAUGCUCACGGUGCUACGUAAUCUCGAACGCAAUCCUGAGCUUAUGACAGCCGAAGCUCUUGCAGGCAGUAACUUCAAAGCACAUGCCUGCCCCAGGAUCUUGGCCAACUUGAUUCUUACCACCCGAAUCACUCCGGGACUUCCAGCCCCGGAAUUGCCAAACCCGAAGAAGAGGAAGAAUAAGUCACCCAUCAAUGCGAGAAACAAGAAAGUCUACCCAAUGUCCCCAUGACAGCAGACCCUCUUGAAUUCUAUCAGAGUAGCAGCUACCCCCCUAGGAGCUGUUGCUGCUUCUUUGAGCCCGGCAAGUGUGACUAGCAGCCAACACUC